This is a messenger RNA of Hydra vulgaris (swiftwater hydra), 1098 nucleotides long. Its product is annotated as zinc finger BED domain-containing protein 4. Gene Ontology annotation, molecular function: protein dimerization activity. NCBI's taxonomy places the organism in Eukaryota, Metazoa, Cnidaria, Hydrozoa, Anthoathecata, Hydridae. The record is from RefSeq and is a predicted model, not a curated record.
AUGACUGUUCACUUUAUUUCCAAAGACUGGAACCGUGUCAAAUUCUGCAUCUCUUGUUCUCCAUUUGAUGAAAGUCAUACUGCAAAAAAUAUUUUCAAAGAGAUCAAAGCAGCAGCAGAGGAAUGGGAAAUUUCUUCAAAAAUUGGAGUUUGCUUAAGAGACAACGCAGCAAAUGUAAAAGCAGCCUUCAAUGAGCCAAGCUACAGACUUGGCUUAAAAAACGAUGUUGCCACAAGAUGGAACUCUACCUAUUACAUGCUUGAGCGAAUUUUACACCUGAAACCAGCCAUUGCUGCAACCUUACUCAAAUUUCCUUCUGUGGGAAUUGAAUUUUCCGUCCAAGAUUGGAGCCUCUAUGAAAAAGUGGUGAGAAUUUUAAGUGUUUUUGAGGAGGCAACAAAAAUGUUGUCAGGUAGUGAUUCUUGUAUCAGUUCCUGCAUUCCAAUUGUGACAACAAUAAUUAAAGCUUUGGAAACAACCUCCGGCGACGUCAGUGUUCAGGAAUUGAAAAUAGCUAUGAAAAAUGCAAUGGAAAAACGUUUUUCAGCAAUUGAAAAAACAGAACAUUAUUCAGUUGCUACUUUACUUAAUCCAAAAUACAAAUGGUAUUUUUUCCGAUCUCAAGCUGCUUUGCAAAAUGCCAAACACAUUGUCAUGUCCCAAAUGGAGAAUUUUGAACCUCUUGAAGAUGAAUUGGCUCCUGUUACUCAAAUUCCAUCUGGUGACAAUGAAAAAAACACGGCAUUCUCGCACAUAAUGUCAAAAAUUAUUGCACAGUCUCAAACAGGACCAAAUGAGCAUUCAUCUUCCAAAAUGACGAGGGAAGUGUUGAAGGAUUUUUUGGAUUGUCCAAUGGCUUCUCAUUGCCUAGAAUUUUGGAAAAACUAUGAAAAAAAUGCGACUAGCAAAAUCAAGUUAGCAUUGACUAAGGUGGCAAAAAAGUACCUCACACCACCCCCAACAUCCACAGAUGUUGAAAGAUUGUUUUCUACGGCUGGAGGUAUUCUAUCUAACGAAAGAAACAGACUCCUUCCUAAAAAUUUGGAAAAACUCCUUUUUUGUCGAGAAGAUCUUGCAGUUGUUGGAUUCUGCUAUUAA